AAAUUCCAAUCGAUCUUUCUUUCGAAUGUGUACUCCUGUCAUUCCCGAAACAAGCUUCUUAAAUUUCAUCAGAACAUUCACCGGUACCGAAAGUAUUCACACAAAUCAAACAGGAUCUCGAUAUGCCCUCUCGUCCCCCACUGCUCUCAGAACUGACGCCGUCCACGUCGGGGAUCGUGUUGGAUCCGCAUACGGGCGAUAGGAAGGUGGCCCCGUCUAAGCGUCCGGAUGGAACAUUGAGGAAAGAGAUCAAGAUCAGGCCGGGAUUUACGCCGCAAGAAGAUGUGAGCAAGUUCCGGUCGGCGCGGCAGAGCGACUUCGAAGCGAAGAAGCUCCCCAAGGGGAGUGUCGUGGGCUUGGUGAGGCCCGAGGUAGCGGUCGCCCAAUCGGCCUUGAAAGGGAUGAGUCAGGCGCAGAAGAAGAAUGCGAAGCGCAAGGAGAAGCGGAAAGCGGAGAACUCCUCGAAGCCAGAGGCAGAGGAGAAGACACCCGAGCAAUGGGAUGAUGCUCAUGAUGAUGAUCCUCGGUCGUCGACUGGGGCCAAUCCGCCAGACCAUCAGGACACCCAAGCUCGACCAACACCCCAUCCUCAUCCUCCAAGCCGUCAGCCUCAAGGGAAACCUAAUCCGGGAAAGGCCCUGUUCCAAUCGGCACUCAAGUCUUCCUCGGCCAACCCUCAGCCUCCCGCCUCCCAACAUCUAGUCCCUCCUCAGCCGCCUCCUGCCUCCUCCAAGAAAGAGGCGUCCUCAGCAAGCACUCCGACCCAUAAGAACGAAAACCAUGCCUUCAAGCUCUUCACCAAUGCCGUCCAAAGCCUCGAACUCGACGACAAAUCCAACCCUCCUCCUCAUUCGUAGCCGUCCCGAUUUCUCCCUUCCUCGACUUUAGUCUGCCAUCCAAUUGGGCUCCUCAUUCACACCUCCACCAUCGACCACACACCUCUACAGCCGCAUAUCUCGUCGUGUCCGCCAAGUCUCCUUUCCCCUUCAGCCCACAGUCUCUCUAUGUAGUUCCGUCCCAGGCUAAUCGGCCUCGCUCCGAGAAGCCAUUGUUGUCUCUAUUAUCAAUCGCUCAACUCGCUUCUUGUCUCUCUUCUGCUUCUCGUCAUCGUCCAUCUCAUUCUUCCUCGCUCAUCCAAAAUAUAUAGUUUUUUUUCUCUCUAGCUCUAUGUGUGUGUGUGUGUGUUUUUUUGCUUUCUGACAAUUUCAUUUGGCUUUGAGAUCAAAGUUCCUGUCUAUCUCUCCACCAUUAGAUCUGUGUCGAGUGGGC
Messenger RNA from Puccinia graminis f. sp. tritici CRL 75-36-700-3, 1269 nucleotides. RefSeq lists its product as uncharacterized. NCBI's taxonomy places the organism in Eukaryota, Fungi, Basidiomycota, Pucciniomycetes, Pucciniales, Pucciniaceae. Gene Ontology annotation, cellular component: cytoplasm; exon-exon junction complex. The transcript has 3 exons. Gene Ontology annotation, biological process: exon-exon junction complex disassembly. The record is from RefSeq and is a predicted model, not a curated record. Gene Ontology annotation, molecular function: RNA binding. The coding region runs from base 123 to 857 and encodes 244 amino acids.